AAGAGGAAGAAGAGUACGAGCAGGACUGGGACGAAGAGGAAGCAGAGGAAGCAGAGGAAGCCCCAGAACCUCCUCGCGCUGACGGUAUGGAUGCGUGCUUUUCAGACGCUAUUCUUGGACAGAUCGAUGAUUUUGGCAGCCCUUCCUCUGUGCAGAAGGAGGAACUCUUCGAGCAGAUCAAAGCAGAGACACGAGAUACUUUCGUUUCAUACCUUUGCGCCUCCCUGCCGAGCGCUCUGCUCAAGAAGUACCCAGCUGAACAGCUGGUGGGCUGCUUGCAAACACUGAUGCAGGAGUUGCGCCGUUGCGUCCUGCAGCACGGCUUGGAGGACGUUUCGGAAGAAGAACCGACCUCCGUGGCAGAGGAGCUGCGGCAGGGUUCCCGAGAUGGCUGGCUUGACUACCUGCAAAGCAUGAAUCCUCACGCUCUUCGGCAGCGCUUUGAUCUGACAGAGCUGAUCGACACGUUUCAGGCCUUGUGCCAGACCUGCUUUGAUCGUUUGACGGACGAGUUGGGCCCCAUGUCCAGGUGGGUGCACCAAGACAGCCUGUUAUAUGUCUCUCCUCCAGCACCACCCAGCUUGCCUCCUGGCCCCAAGCACGAGGAGCCUGUCAAUUCACACUCGCGAGAAGUCCGAGAAAUCGAUAUGCGAGAGAGCCCGACGGCGAAUCCGCCUGCUGAGCGAAAAGAAUGGCCAGAACGGCUCUCCACCGCACCUGCUUCUCGUUCUGCUGCGCCUAGGACAGAUCUGCCCAAAGCGGGUCCAGUCUUCGAUGCGACGCUGGGGCCGGCGCUCUGGGAAAUUCAACAGCCAGGCCAGCUAGGAACCAGCCCUUCCCUUCCGCUGCCAUCAACGGGCCGUCUUGGCACAGGACGCCUUGGUUCGAAUUUACCCCUGCGGCCGGGCACGACACACGUGACUCGUCCCCUGCUCUCGCGGUGAACGGAAGGCUAGCGACGCGCAGCUGAGGUUGUCUUUUUCUCUUUCGGAUCGGUUUGCAUAGGGUAGAGGAUAGGACCUUGGGGCUAAAAGCAUGGUGC
Cladocopium goreaui is the source of this 1042-nucleotide messenger RNA. The record is from the annotation of a GenBank genome assembly. NCBI's taxonomy places the organism in Eukaryota, Dinophyceae, Suessiales, Symbiodiniaceae.